Messenger RNA from Liolophura sinensis, 3935 nucleotides. RefSeq lists its product as uncharacterized. The record is from RefSeq and is a predicted model, not a curated record. Lineage: Eukaryota; Metazoa; Mollusca; Polyplacophora; Chitonida; Chitonidae. The coding region runs from base 1197 to 2972 and encodes 591 amino acids. Gene Ontology annotation, molecular function: protease binding; death domain binding. Gene Ontology annotation, biological process: regulation of apoptotic process. The transcript has 2 exons.
AUAGCUUCCAUACUGAUCCUAGAUCAGCACACCGGCCCUACCGGUUUUCUAAAUAGUCACGAAAGAAUACACUUUUCAUAGAGGAAAUAUGAGACCAGUCGGCUCAAUGUACACAUACCUGUAUCCUAUGUGAAUAAAGGUGACAUAUACGAAAGGACGGUAGCUGGAACAGCGUGUCAAAGGUCAUAUUCAGUUCUGAUGACUGACAUAGUACCGGUACAUUAUUUACUAACGCCCCUCAACAGGCCUUACAUAUAGGCCUGUUAUCAACUCGAUUUUUUCUGUGGGUAUAGACUGUCAUACGACGUAAGUAACUCUGGAUAGUGGAUUUAACUAGAACACGUAUUAGGGACGGGAAGAGCUUGUGUUUGGAGUUUGCAAUAUAUAUGUCAAGCUGGUGACGAGGACUGAUUCCUGCCUACAGGUAAUGUUUUGUUGUACAUUUAAACGGAUGCCCCAACAGCUGUGGGGCUGAUAUCAUUUAGGUGGAGAGAGUGACCUAGAUACAAUCUGUGUACAAACUAUUUAACGUUCACAUAGAUCCGAGACGUUUGAAUUUACCUUUCCACAGUAUAAAGGGUGUACGGUUACUGUCUUUUUCAGUGUGACACGCCAGUUUCACUCUACUACUUAUUCACCUGGAACUACAUGUACAUGCAUAAACAGGUCAUGAACGCUGUACACUAACACCACCUCAUAAAUGUACAUCUAUGAACAGAGUGUAUAGCCCUGGUACAUCAUAGGUGCGGAAGGAAUGUUAUUUUUAUAAUUACCUACACCUAGCCAUCGGGUAUAUUUAUACCCCUGUAGAAAGACCAAGAGGACAUUUGAUUAAUUACUGCUAAAGGCUUAUGGGUGAAUGUGAGAGUAAGUGUCUCCAUGUACGCACUGGCAGAAGACAGGGAGUGUGUAGCCUUGGGAUACAACGCAUGGCGGUUGUUUAUCUGUCUGAAUGGAUAUGAGCAGUCUGUAUAUCUACACAUGUACUGGUAUAACGAACACGCAUAUGCAGGGCACCUCAAGGUUCCCAGCGGACCUGAGUCGUCGAUGAACCUCCAGGAAAAAGUGGACGGAUCAACCAGCAGACAUGUGGCCAUUCCUUGGACAAGGGUAUUAUAGGUAGGGAAGAAGAGAACUCUACCCCAGGUGAACAAAAACUGGUGGCACUCGUGUGCACGGCAUUGGUCACAGAGAAUAUGUCCGGGAAGCCCGUGUCAGUAGAUCACAUCCGCAGAAUCCGAAACUACAGAGUUAAGCUUUGUCAGAGUGCACUCCUCAAAGAUGGCAACACCACGUGUUUGUUUUCGGGUAUCAUGGAGCCAGGUGAGUCCGGGGACGAAUAUGCCGUGGCGCUGGGGAAAAACGGCCACGUAGUUAUCUGCAGCAUUACCAAGGGAAAAAUGGUUGUUUUCGGUAAACAACAGCAGCAUACAACACUACUGCAUCUGCUGUGUGAGUCACGAAUGCCUCUACUACAAUUCUUAUUAAGACGGUACCAGAGAAAGACAAAGUCGGUAUUCAAGGGACUUUUGAAGUCGACAGAAGAUGGUCGCUAUGACGUAGUUACCACCUAUCUGGUGAAUAACUUUGCAGACCUGGCUUACAUAAGGGACAACAAAGACAAAACUCCUCUUGACCGGCUGAUUCAGAUGUUUGGAAGCUCAGAUCAGUGCUUACAGCAGUGGGUAGCUGUGUUUAGGCAACUGACCGCAGUCGGUGACAGAGACGACCCAUCCAACAAUAGCUGCUUCGUGCACUCGGUUAUAAAAAAGCUGUGUCAGAUUAAAUUAAUGCAACGAGAAUGUUAUGAGAACUGCACAUGCAAAAGUGGACUGUUUCAAACACUGUGGUACAUCAACAGGGAAAUGGUGGAGGCCAAGAGCUUCGUUUGUGCGGCCACAUCUGGUAAUUACGAUAUAAUGUUCUUGUUGUUGAGGAUUGAAGCAACUCUCUCCAUGUCGUCUUUAGUGAUUACUGAAAUAGCACCUAACGAAGGUGCAAGCGCUCCAGAACCAAUUAUAGUCUUCCUGAUAAAGUCCCUCUCCAAUCACUCUAAAGACAAGGAAAGAGACCUUCUUGGCAUUAUAGAAAUCUUGGUCAAGCGAGAGGACAUUGACAUUAACAAACAGGAUGACGAGGGAUUAAAUGCAGUGUUUUAUGCUGCUCUUUAUCGUUUUCGCGAGAUAUUCCACUUCCUGUUAAACCUUCCAGAAUACAGGGCCGAUUGGCGAAAUGACCGAAAUGAAUCCCUCUAUGAAUUGUUCUUAUGGUCAAAUAUAGCCUCUUCCAACCCUGGUGCUUUCAUUGCAGUGCAAAAAAUUGCACUACAGUCUCGUGUAUUAUUACAAUCUGUCAGUUCUUUUGAAAACAUCAGUUUAAAAGUAGAUUCACCCACAUUGUUAAGAGAAACCUCGAAAGAUCAAGAGGAAGAGACAGAUCAAGAGAUCUUCAGGAAGAAAAUCACUGACAACUUUCCACGUUUGUGUGAGGACAUGCAACCAGAUGGCAAGUGUUUGGACGUUCUAAUUCAAAGAGGUAUUUUCCCUUGGAACAAAAUAGAUAGCCUGGAUAGCGAGAAAACCAGGCACAACAGGGCCAGAAGAGUGCUCACUUUGGUAUUACGCUCUGGAAAGAAGGGACGAGAAGCAUUGCUGGAAGCUCUGAGACAAUCAGAGCAAGAUCAUUUGGUAGAGUUAUUGGAGAUGGACCGAACGCAGUCCUACAAGACCCUGUCUCCUGACAGUUCAGUGGAUAGAUUGCACUUCAAAAACUCUUUGGAAGACAGUUCUUCAACCAGAAAAGCUACUUGUGACCUCCCCGUCUCGCAUGAACUAUCAUUUGAUCAUAAUACCUACAUGUGUUCCUCUGACGUGUUUUUGGAAGGUAACCCGGUCUGUUCCUGGGUUUCGCAAUCAAGUGAUCGGUCAAAUAUGUUAUCAACUUCUGGACCCGAGACUAUUGUUGACGUGUAACUCCGCCACUCUUGGUGCUUUAUCAUACAUCGGAUUUUACUCUCCAUUGAAAGCCUUUGUCCAUCGACACGAAUCUUUUACGAAAAACAAAUCCAUAUUUCGUCUCAGUAUAUCAGGAAAUCUAGAAAAGCGUAUAUUUAAUCUCCACCAAAGGUUGACAGUCGGGGGUUUCCAGUUCGAGCUCUUUUAUCGAUAAGGGUAGAAAGUCCAACAGUAUUAAGUGACUUGUUAAACAUGUUAGGCAACUAUUUUUGACAACAUCCACUAUAACAUGGGCGUCCAAAAAUUUUUCAUAAAAAAAAUCAGACUAGACGAAGGGUGGAGAAAAUUGAGGUGCUGAACGUUUGUGAACUCGAGGAGUUCAUAAAGGAAAGCGAUGUCAUUUGUGCCUCUGCAACAGAGUAAGACAGGUGAUCAGUAAAUUAAUGUCACCAAAGGUUGUUUAACAGUUUUCACCAGUCGCAUGACACAGUAGGACUGUUUUUUUUCCAACUAGAAUUUCCCCUAUUCCCUGAGUGAUGCAUAAAAUACCCGCACCUAUGGACAUAUGUAUGUUCAUAUAUGGAAAAUGGAUUUUUCUUCACAGGACAUUUUGUACGCUCUGAACUGUGAAUUGGUACACAGAAUGUAGACAAUUCCUCCUAUUUUCAAGCUAGGAUAUUACUGUAUUUUAUACCGAUAACUGCUGGAAUUGUUAGCACAAAUUUUGUUAUAAUGUAAGGAAGGCUAGAUACACGUAAAUGUUCCUCUUGUAACCUUGACUCCUUGACCUGUGGCCUACUUUACUCAUCAUCUGAUCUAAAACAUAGUCAAUUUAUUAUACAUUACCAUAUAAAGAUAGAUGUAUUGUUAUUAGCGUAGACCCUGUAUAAAUGUAAAUGAAUUCAUGUAUGGUACCUUUGAAUUGUCACAAAACCUUUGUUUUGUUCUGAGAAGAAACUACCGAGCUAUUAUCCCAUGUAU